AUGUUCACAGAUUUAUCGGUAUACUUAAUAGUAUCAAUAUUUUGUGUUUUAGCCAUAGCUUUAUUUCUAUUAGGGUUUUUAGGAACAGUAAACAUUAUUGAAUAGUUAUAUAGAACUUUUCAAUAAAAUAAGAGGAAGAUUAUUAAAACUUGAUUUUAGAUUAUGGAAAUUUAUAUGAUGAAUAAGAAAUAGAUGAAUAGAAUUGGAAAUAAGAAUUACCUGCUUAUAUGGCAACAUAUUUAUAAACUAUAGAAAUCAGUUUUAAAGAGUUGUACCUAAAUUAACUAAUUAUAACAAUAAUAACAUCAGCAGGCUUCUUAUUGAUUAUAGCCGUAUAUAUAUAGCACAACUAGUUUAGUCUUGGUUAACACCCUCGGGAACGUUUUGGGGUUUCUUUAUAAGUUUUUUGUGGGGCACUAUAAUAACAUGUAUUAUAGCCUAUAUGAUUAUUGCGGUUAAAAUAGGUACAUUACUAAAAAUUCCUAUUAAAGCUAAUAUUGGGAAGGUGAGAAUCAAUUUUAUAUUUAGGAAGAUGUUUUAAAAUGGAUUUAUGGAAAUGGAUUCUUUUCAGCAUUAUUUAUAGGUGGAAUCAUAACCUUGAAUUCCUUAUUUAUAGUAUUGAUAAUGAAAGCAAUGUCAGUUCAAUCAACAAAACCUGAAAAUUAUGCUAUUAUGGUAAGUGGUUUUCCAUUGGGAAUGUUGAUUUCUGGAAUAUAUUUUAGAGAAGGUAUGUCAGUCACAGGUAGAGGAAUUCAAGCAGCUUGUGAUUUAAUGAUUAAAAAAGAAUAAUAUUUUGGUGAUAUUGGAAAUAAUUUAUCUUAUACAACUAAAAUUGCUGCAGGAAUGUCUUCUUUAAUAGCAGAAGUUAAUUUCUUUGAUUCAAUGUUAGUAUUAUCAUUAUUUGUAUCAAUGCCAUCAAUUGUAUUAGUAAAUUCAGUUGAUUAUCAUUAUUCAGAUAAUUUUAUUGGCAAAAUAUUUGGAAUUCAAUUAGUAUUUAUACUUAGUUGGAUUGGUUAAUUAUUAAUAUCAUUUUUAAGUCAUAUCCUUAAAAAUGAUGAUGCAGUUGCAUUCACUGCUAAUAAUGUAAGAUGUUAGAUUUUGAUGUCAAUAUUUUUAAGUUUAUGUUUUGUUAUCUUUUCUUUACUAUCAAUACCUAAAGAAUUUGAAUUUGGAGAUAAAGAUCAUUCAUAAAUUUAUAGAGAAAAAGUAUUUAAUAGAGAUUUUAUGGGAUGUGGUUUUAUUGGAAUUGUUAUUUCUGCCAUUUUAAUCAUUUAUUAUGAAUAUCUAACAAGUCAUGGUUAUUCAGUAGCACAGAAGGUAGCAUUUAUUUCAUACAAAGCUCCUACUCUUAAUAUUAUAUAAGCAUAUUCUAUUGGAAAUAUUGGUUAAAUUGUACCUGCCCUUUUGAUUGCUUUAUCCUUAUUCAUUUCUUAUAAACUUGCAUCCUUGGUUGGAAUUCUUGGAUUAUUUUUGGGAUACAUAUUAAAUAUUUAUAUUCUAAUGGGAAUAUCAAUGUUAGGUACAUUAUCAGGUGAUGGACUCAAAUUAUCAUUCUUAGCCUAAUUUGCUAAUAAUAUUAAAGAUCGAUUGCAUUCCAUAACUUGGGCUGCUAAAAAUUAUAUUGUUUGGUUAAAAAUUACAAAUGCAGGAGCUCUUAUUAUUGCAGCUAUCUUAAUUAUUGGAACUGCUAUAUUUUUUAGUAAGACUUUUAUUUUGUUACUAAAUGGUUAUAAUCUCUUUGGUUUUUUAAUUGGAUUUGGAUUAGCCUAUUACAAUAAAGGACUUACUAUCUUUAUAGUAAAAACAAUUUGUGAGGAAGCUGUAAAAUUAAAUCAUUAAAUGUUAGCUUUAUGAUGAAAAAUCCUUUUAAUUGAGAAAAAAUAAACCAGAUGAAGAAAUAGCACUUGAAAAUUUUUCAUAUACUUAUUUUCCAUUAAAAAACAGACAAGGAAAUUAUUAUGUACUUGUCAAUCUAUUAUCAGUAUCUAUACUUUACAUAAAUAGUGUACUAUAGCUGUUUUAUUUACUGGAAUCAUUUUUGGUCAUGGAGCAUCUAUUUCAUUGGCUAUUUCUAAUUUAUUCAUAAAUGCAAUCAUGAUGUUCCAAUCAAUACUAACUGGAACAGUUUUGAAAAAUGCUUUCAUCUAUAAUUCAUGUAUUUUUUUGAAUAAAUAAUUUAGAUGAUUAAUAAUAAUAAGAAACUUCAUAAGUUUUGAGUGUGAAUCUAUAUGGUGAUAUUCAGGGAUAAACAAUUGAAGAAAGUUAAAACAUUUAAAAUCCAUAUUACAUGAUAUAUACCAUGUUAAUAACUUUAGUAGGUAUAGAAUUGUUCAAACAUGAUUAUUGA
This is a messenger RNA of Paramecium pentaurelia, 2347 nucleotides long. Lineage: Eukaryota; Ciliophora; Oligohymenophorea; Peniculida; Parameciidae. The record is from the annotation of a GenBank genome assembly.